GGUCUCGCUCUUGCUCAGGCUGGUUUUCGAACUCCUGACCUGAGCAAUCCACCCGCCUCGGCCCUUGGUGUUUAGCUCAAAGGGUUGCUGUGAAGGUCAAUGGAGGUAAACUUGCCCAGGUUACACAAUACGUGGUACGCUCAAUAAAUGUUAGCUGAUAUAAUAUGCCUGGGGCAUUAAUGACUGUAUCAAACAUAAUUACAAUAAGGCAAGUUUUAUCCUCUUUUCACCAAAGAUAAAAUGAACCCCAGAUGUUAACUUUCCUGUGCAAGCAGCACAGUUGGGAUUUGAACCUCCAGCACGCAGACCGCUUGAACUCACUGAAGAGUCGAUUGCAAGUUCCAGUCUCUGAGCCUUCGUUUCCUCCUCUGUGAAAUGAUGAUAAUCAUUUCUGUCUAACAGGAUUCAUCCGUUCAUUCACUGGACAAGGUAAAUCUCUGGGUGAUGAAGAAAACUUGAAACUGUUUGGGAAAUGCAACAAUCCAAAUGGCCAUGGGCACAAUUAUAAAGGUGAGAGCCUCAAAAAGCAGCUACAUAAUAAGCAUGUGGCAUCAUGGUGUAAAAAAGAUCAGACAAGGUGUCAGAAGAUUAGGAUUUCUAGUUUAGUUACUGCCUCUUACUUGAUGUUUGAUACCUCAAUCACAGUGUACUCACUUAUCAUGUAAUACCUAAUGAUAUUUGGAACUAAAAAAUAUGUACAUUUAUAAAAGUUAUUUGUGAAGCACUGAUCAUCAAGGUUUUUCAAGUGCUUCAUAUAAGCGUUUGUUAAUUUGCAAAGCAUUACUGUAAGCUGUAUAUACACUCAUGUGAGUAAAGGUAUAAGAGUUUAAGGCCCAGUGGCAGUUUUGCUUGCCCAGAAGGGCACUGCCCAAUAUUGGACUAGCUUGGUGUGCAGCUUGACAUCUGCAUGUGCAUUUUCUACUUUUAUACAGAUUGAACAGCAUCUUGAUCCUCCCUAGCAUAAGCAGAAUUGAUACUCCUUUUGUCCUUGGCUAAGUUCCUCUGCUUAGCCAAAGCUCCUACUAUGCUCCUUUGUCUUGGUUAAGUCUUGCUUUUGUUGACAAAGAUCUUAGCUAAAAGAAUGUGUUUUGGGGAAAACAUACACAUAGCUUUGGGAGAUAGAGAGCUAAUAAUUUAUGUUGCUAACUUGUCCUUGGAUGUUAAUCUGUUGAAUGUCAUGCUGUUUCUUUGGUGUUUUGUUUUCUUUCCCAUAGUUGUGGUGACAGUGCUUGGAGAGAUUGAUCCUGUUACAGGAAUGAUUAUGAAUUUGACCGACCUCAAAAAAUAUAUGGAGGAGGCAAUUAUGAAGCCCCUUGAUCAUAAGAAUCUGGAUUUGGAUGUGCCAUACUUUGCAGAUGUUGUAAGCACAACUGAAAAUGUAGCUGUAUAUAUCUGGGAAAACCUCCAGAAAGUUCUUCCUAUGGGAGUUCUUUAUAAAGUAAAAGUGUACGAAACUGACAAUAAUAUAGUAGUUUAUAAAGGAGAAUAGCUCUUAGGGAUUAACAUUGUAGAAAGACUAAUUUCUUUCCAUAUUUGAAAAAGAUCUUUAUUCCUUUGGAAUAUUAAGCAGUUACCACAUGAUUGUUGCUCCUCCACAUUGUGUUCUGGAGUGCCUGAUUUAUUGAAAUCAUUGUAAGACCUGUUAAAUCUUAUAAACAAAACUCGUAAUAUAUCUUGCAUGUCAUUUAGAAAGUCUCUUAUCUCUAGAUUAAAAGUCACUUUGUUUUUGUGAAAUAUUUUGAUGUAGAAUUACUUGAAAGCAAAAUAA
Molecule: messenger RNA, 1768 nt
Organism: Microcebus murinus (gray mouse lemur)
Lineage: Eukaryota; Metazoa; Chordata; Mammalia; Primates; Cheirogaleidae
Source: RefSeq, a predicted model, not a curated record